UGAGCAGCGGUCAGCUGAUCCACAGUAGAGCGAACAUGGCGGCGGAGAUCCACUCGAGGCCCCAGACCUCCCGCCCGGUGCUGCUCAACAAGAUCGAGGGGCACUCAGACGGGGUCAACGCGGCCGUUCUGAUCCCCAAGGAGGAUGGGGUGAUCACGGUCAGUGAGGACCGAACCAUCCGAGUAUGGCUGAAGCGGGACAGCGGGCAGUUCUGGCCCAGCAUCUACCACACCGUGUCCUCUCCAUGCUCUUGCAUGUCGUACCACCAUGACAGUCGGCGCAUCUUCAUUGGCCAAGACAACGGAGCCAUUGUGGAGUUUCUCAUAUCUGAGGACUUCAACAAGAUGAACCACGUGAAGACGUAUCCAGCCCAUCAGAACCGCGUGUCGGAUAUGGUGUUCUCACUGGAGAGUGAGUGGGUGGUGAGCACCGGCCAGGACAAGAGCGUGAGCUGGAUGUGCACCGAGAGCGGCAGCAUGCUGGGCAGACACUACUUCAGCUCCUGGGCCUCCUGCCUCCAAUACGAUCAGGAGACACAGCACGCUUUUGUGGGCGACUACUCGGGUCAGAUCACCCUGCUGAAGCUGGAGAGACAGACGUACUCCAUCAUCACUACCCUCAAGGGCCAUGAAGGCAGUAUCGGGGCCCUGUGGUGGGACCCGGUGCAGAAGCUGCUCUUCUCAGGGGCCUCCGACCACAGCGUCAUCAUGUGGGACAUCGGCGGGCGCAAGGGCCGCACCCUGCUGCUCCAGGGACACCACGAGCGGGUGCAGGCGGUGCGCUACCUACAGCUGACCAGACAGCUGCUGACCUGCUCUGUGGACGGAGGCAUCACCGUGUGGAACAUGGACACGCAGCGGGAAGAGGCUCCUCAGUGGCUGGACAGCGACUCCUGUCAGAAGUGUGAGCAGCCCUUCUUCUGGAACAUCAAGCAGAUGUGGGACAGCAGGACCAUCGGCCUCAGACAGCACCACUGCAGGAAGUGCGGCCAGGCCGUGUGUGCCAAGUGCAGCUCCAAGCGCUCCACCUUCCCCCUCAUGGGCUUUGAGUUCCAGGUGCGGGUGUGUGACAGCUGCUUUGACACCAUCAAAGAAGAAGAUCGGACAGCGCUGGCUACCUUCCACGAGGGGAAGCACAACAUCGCCCACAUGGACAUAGAUCCUUCCAGAGGCCUGAUGGUCACCUGUGGCAGUGAUCGCAUCGUCAAGAUCUGGGACAUGACGCAGGUGGUGGGCUGUAGCCUAGCAACAGUUUUCUCUGCACGCUGAACGCCGGCGCCACCCUUCAACAAGAACCCCUACCCCCCCUAGUCUCCGCCCACUUCUGUGCUGAGGUGGGGGGGUGGAUGCAGUUCUCAUGGAAACACAUUGAUGUUUUUCACCCGCUGUAUGCCUAAACUCCCUUAUCCACCACUGGGCUUACUGUGUGUGUGUGUGUGUGUGUGUGUGUGUGUGUGUGUGUGUGUGUGUGUGUGUGUGUGUGUGUGUGUGUGUGUGUGUGUGUGUGUGUGUGUGUGUGUGUGUGUGUGUGUGUGUGUGUGUGCAAAUGUUCCUUUGUGCUAAGGAUCAGAGCUGAUACCUUGUAUUGAAUUUGCCAUCAACAAAUCAUUUCGAUCCCCUUUUUAAAUGUUUGUGUAAAAUUAUUGUUAUUUAAGGCAUAUAAUUAUCUCAAGCACAAUGCAUGUGUGGCUGUACAUGUUUGCACUCCCUCUUGUCAUGAUUGGGUCCCUAACCUUUGGGAAGUUAUAUUUGUAUUAGUCAUGGUAUGCACAGCCUAUUUCUAAUUGUCUCAUUUCAUCCAAAGUCAAAUCAAUGCGUCUCAUUCUCAGCGUCACAAGGGCCUGCUUACUGCAUUCCAGGUGUGUGUGUGUGUGUGUGUGUGUGUGUGUGUGUGUGUGUGUGUGUGUGUGUGUGUGUGUGUGUGUGUGUGUGUGUGUGUGUGUGUGUGUGUGUGUGUGUGUGUGUGUGUGUCAACUUGUUAAUCUUUCAAUCUGCCCAUGAGUUCCUUGUCGUCGUCCCCCCACUAGUCUGCCUUACUCGACUCUCAGGAGGUCCCAUGGUGGAGGUUAGGGUUUGGUUAGCUACUGGACCUUCUAAAGCAACCUGACCUUGGAGUAGCCUCUGAGAUGUUUGGAGAGCUCAAAAGAGCUCUUCAGGUGACGCCCCUACAGAUGGAUGCUGUAUAACAGUAGCGGUGGUAUAGAGGAGACUCGAACGCCUUUGUUUUGAGACUGAACUUUGAUUUGUUAAGGGAGAAGAGGGGUCUCCCCCUUAGGGUCCUCAACAGGUACUUAAACUAGCUGUACACCCCGUCACUAGCGGUGUGUUUAAGGCCCUCAACAGGUACUUAAACUAGCUGUACACCCCGGCACUAGCGGUGUGUUUAAGGCCCUCAACAGGUACUUAAACUAGGUGUAUACCAGAGUACUAGCGGUGUGUUUUUCAGAGCUCACUUCCUCGGUUGCCUUAUUUAGGAAACACAUGAACAUCCUUAGAUCUUUAGGGAUCUGCUGAUGAUCCAUGUUCACUGAGACCCUCUGAACCCACUCAUGUUUGUAUUGCUUGCAGCGUAUUUGUUCUUUUCAUUCAACACUAUUUUAUGUUUCCUCUAUUUAUUUGGUGUCCUGGUCUCCUCUCCUAACUGCACUGCACUCAAUUGCACAAAUUGUGGUUUAAAAGAAAACUGAUGGUGAUUUGGUGUUUUUUUUCUUCAUGACCGUGGAGGAUGAGUUGAACUUGGCAUGGUGGAUGAGUUGGACUGAUUGAACUGGGCAUGGUGGUUGUAGCAUUCUCUGUUGGUUAGGUGUGGCCAACAUGGUAACAGUGUAGACUUCCUUAACUCUAUCCUGAAUAUUGGCUGAUUAAAGCAGGAACAUAAUGUUAACCUAAUACUAAUCUGUAGAAACAUUCCAGUUCUUUGAUCUUAAUGUAUAUUGAUAUUGGUAUUGGAUAUAUUUUUACGAUGGUUUCUGCUGGUGCCCAAAUGUUGUUCUUUUUUCUUAUGACACAUAAGAAAAAAGACACACUCCUGCAUGUUCCCCGGGGUUAUCUGCAUGGGAAAUAAAUGUUUGUGACAAACUACACGGUGGUCUAGUGAAAGCAAAUGCCUACCAGUCUCACAACGUCCUGGGACUGCAUUAUACGGGGGGCCCUCACAGUCCCCAGAAGGCGCCGGAUAUCUCCAUACCCCAAGACCCUGAGAGGCCCCAGAAUUAAGAAUUAAGGCUGACAUCUGCUCCUGCUGGCAGGGCUGCUCCAGGCCCCUACAACCCUUCAGGGCCCCUACAGGGCUCAGAGAUGGUACCUAGAGGUUACCUAGUGGGCCCCUACAGUGUAUCUGUAGGGCUCUUACAGGGGGCUCCUACAGGGACCUUACAGGGUUAUGAGGUUGCAACAGUACAAUCAAGAUUCAAUCCAGCCAAUGGCAGAACAUCUGUUUGGAAGACAUCACUUGGUGGUGUUGUACUUUCUGCUCAACCCCUCCGUCUGUGAGGGGGAUAUAGGACACGCGAAAGGGGAGGUGGAUGCAAUGUACAUCUAAUGAAUCACAUCGAAAAAGACUGGAUAUGAGUUAACCUUUAGUUCCGGUUUAGUGUUACAGCCGUAGCACUUCACCAGCAGCAUGAGUAUCAAUGAUCUACUUCUUAGUGAAAAGGUCCACUCUUUGUUUUUGCAACACUGCAAAAUGUAGUCGCAUAUUUAGUUAGAACUAAAACUAAUUUCUGGGAUUCUCUUUCUUUAGCUCUCUCUCCCGUAUCCGCUUGUAUAAGACAUCCUUCCAAUAUGUUCAGUUGUAUAUCUCAAAUUAUAGUAUUUUUAAGAACGAUAUGAUACUGACAUGUAGCUCACCCCUGUCCUCCCGUGGGUCUGGGAGAGAGAAACUGAACGAUGCUAAAUAAAGACAUUACAAACAAUGAUCCUCUCCACAUUUCUUCACCAAGCAGACUCAGAAAAAAAGAGUUUU
This is a messenger RNA of Gadus chalcogrammus (walleye pollock), 3963 nucleotides long. RefSeq names its product WD repeat and FYVE domain containing 1 (gene wdfy1). Gene Ontology annotation, molecular function: metal ion binding; protein binding. The coding region runs from base 36 to 1268 and encodes 410 amino acids. The record is from RefSeq and is a predicted model, not a curated record. The transcript has 12 exons. Lineage: Eukaryota; Metazoa; Chordata; Actinopteri; Gadiformes; Gadidae.